Molecule: messenger RNA, 2783 nt
Organism: Dipodomys ordii (Ord's kangaroo rat)
Lineage: Eukaryota; Metazoa; Chordata; Mammalia; Rodentia; Heteromyidae
Gene: Nme8
Product: NME/NM23 family member 8
Exons: 16
Coding region: 26-1801 (591 amino acids)
Source: RefSeq, a predicted model, not a curated record
UCCUCAUUCCCAUAAAAGUACAUCAAUGGCAGGCAAAAAACGAGGCGAAAUCCAGCUCCAGACAGUCAUCAACACUCAGAGCCAAUGGGAUGACAUGUUACUGAACAAAGGUUUAACAGUGAUUGACGUUUACCAAGCCUGGUGUGGCCCUUGCAAAGCUAUGCAGCCUUUAUUCAGGAAAUUGAGAAAUGAGCUGAACGAAGAUGAUAUCCUGCAUUUUGUUGUGGCAGAAGCUGACAACAUUGUAACUCUGCAGUCAUUCAGAGAAAAAUGUGAGCCUCUCUUUCUCUUUAGUCUGAAUGGCAAAAUCAUUGCAAAAGUGCAGGGUGCAAAUGCACCCCUUGUUAAUAAAAAAGUCAUUAGUCUGAUCAAUGAAGAAAGGAAAAUAUUGGAUGGUGAACUGGCCCGUCCUCAGUAUAGUGAAGUUCCACUCUCAGACACAUUAGGAAAGGAUGUUAAGGGAUCAAACUAUGAAAAUCUUGGGGAAAUAUACAGUAUUGUUGUGAUCAAACCUGAUGCUGUGAAUAGCAGAAAAACUCCACAAAUUAAAAAAAAACUUAUCAGUGCAGGAUAUGUCAUUGAAGCAGAGGAGAAAAAGAUGUUCACUGAGGAAGAAGUAAAGAAUUUCUUCAGUCAAAUGGCAGAGGAGCCUGACUUUGAAGAAUUUUUGUCCCUUAUGACGUCUGGCCUCAGCUAUAUUCUAGUUGUUUCUGUGGGAACAGAAGAUAAGUAUUCUUUGGAGGAGAUUACAUCUCAGACUACGAUAGAAGCUAAAGAAUCAUCUGAUUCUCAGAAUGAGAGUGAAGCUCAGCCCACACCUGAAAUGAUAAAGCAGAAACGGGACAGCCUGCGAGAAUAUUUGGAACAGCAGCAUAUAUCUCAGUUUUGUGAGACUGAAAAUAUUCCUGGUAACGUCACUAAGUUCCUGGACACCUUCUUCCCCAAUAUUAGAGAAAUGCAAGCCAUCAAGUUACAAAGAACAUUGGCAUUACUGAAGCCUGAUCUUCUCCAUGAAAGAAAAGAUGAUGUUUUGAAUAUAAUUAACAAUGAAGGAUUUAAAAUACUGAUGCAAAGAGAACUAGUCUUAUCAGAAGAAGAGGCCAAAGCACUGUGCGAGGAAUAUGAAAAUGAAGACUAUUACGAAAAACUUAUACCAUAUAUGACCAGUGGUCCUUCUCUUAUCCUUGUUUUAUUGAGAGAAAAUGGCUUAGAAUACUGGAAACAGUUACUGGGACCAAAAUCUGUUGAUGAUGUCAGUGAAUAUGCCCUAGAGAGUUUGUGUGCACAGUUUGCAACAGAAGAAUUGCCCAUCAACCAGUUAUAUGGAAGCAAUUCCCCUGAUACUGCUGAACGAGAAAUAGAGCACUUCUUUCCUCUCACGAGCACGCUAGCAAUAAUUAAGCCUCACGUAUCACAUGAACAAAGAGAGGAGAUCUUGAAGCUCAUUAAGGAGUCAGGAUUUGAUAUAACUAUGAUGAAACAGCUGAUCCUAACUAAAGAGGAUACAGAUGAAAUUUAUUUCACAGUCACAGAAAAAGACUUUUAUGCGGACCUGGUGAAAGCAUUCACUGAGGGCCCUUCGUUGAUUAUGGUUCUGACCAAGUGGAAUGCUGUUUUAGAGUGGAGACUAAUGAUGGGUCCAGUAGAUCCAGAAGAAGCAAAGCUGCUGUCCCCAGACUCCCUCCGAGCUAGAUAUGGAAUCAGUAUUUUGAAGAAUGCUGUCCAUGGAUCCUCAAAUGACUUCGAUGCAACAGCGUGCAUAGAUAAAUUGUUUGCAAUGGAUAGUCCUGAGAUUGCAUAGAGUAACUACAGUAGGACUUGAUAGUGCAUGAGAUAAAGUCAACAAAACUGUGUAGCAUGGCUUCUGGAGGAAGGAAUAAGAAUACAAUCUGCAGAGAAAAACUCAUCAUCUCAAGAGGAAAAAAAUAUGCCUAUGCAAAAUAAUAAAAACUAACUGAAACAGAUCUGCAUAUAUAUUUUUUUACCUUUCUUCUAAAAAUGACUUUUGAGUGGUAUACAUAAAUGCAUAGAGCAAGAUGUAAUGAAAAUACAAAAUAAUUGGAAGCACGGAAUAGGGAGAAGUGUAGUAUAGGUUAGAUCUUGAAGCCUGGAAUGGAAGUAUGUAUAAAAUGACUAUUACAAAACCCUUAAGUUUAGAUAUUAGUUAAAAAUCAGACCCCACAAUGGAAUAUUUUUCACCCAUCAGGAGGAAUGAUGUUACAUCAUUUGCCAGGAAAUAGAUGAGCCUGGAAAUUUUUACCUUCAGUCAGCAAUGCUCAAAGUGACAAAGGGUGCAUUUUGUUUCUCAUAUGUGGUAGUAAGAUCUAAAUUAUAAACAUAUAUGAAAAUAUAUGUAGGCUGUAUACAUAGAUACACAAGUGUACUGUUGCAUAGUGUACAUAAGGAAGAAUUUCAAUAGUAUAAUUCAUUUGAACAAACACCUUAGAGUUUAACCAAAUGAAAACCAGGAAACUGAAACAUGUUUUAUCUAAGGGGGAGGUGUGAAGAGGCGAAGGCAGGUACAUGAAUGGAGAAACAGGUGAAGGAUUGGAAAAUAGUCAUCAUAUUCCAUGGAUGGAUGUGAGAGUACAGCCAGGUAGCUUGAGGGAAUGAGUGGUUGGCAGAGAUGUUGACGAGAAUGAGAGAAGGGAUGACUGAUCAAGAUGCAUUGUACUCACAGAUUGACAUAUUGAAUGGAAAGAAUUUAAAAUGCUUUCACAUUAUAUAUUAAGAAAAUGCAUUCUCUAAGAAUAUAUUGCAUGAGAGAAAGGAAUUGAGGGCAA